CAUUUUAAUAAUCUCCAGCGAAUUCUUCAAUUAUAUUUCCUCCUUUACUGACCAUUGCGCGGUCAGAUUUGAGUCGUUUUAUUUUCGUCUUUUUGUCUCAUUAUCUGUCUCCCUCAUCGCUCGCGCAUCUAUUGCGGCCUUCGAGGCUUUUUAAUAUUUUCUCUAUUCCUGCCAUUGUAUCCGCGACAAAAAGCGAUAUUAGGCGUCAAAAUGCCUGCGAGAACGCUCCCUACAAUCCUGCGACAGGACGUCGAGUCGCAUAACACCGCUCAGUCAUGCUACGUUACCUGCGGGACUAAAGUCUAUGAUGUAACUUCAUUCUUAAACGACCAUCCCGGAGGUGGAGAUCUGAUAUUGGAGUUCGCUGGGAAAGACGUCACGGACAUUAUGGCGGACGAAAUCUCUCACACGCAUUCAGAGGCUGCUUAUGAAAUCUUGGAUGACUGCCUGGUCGGUUUCAUGCCUACGGAACCCGUUCUAGACUCAGCUGCCAAGAGUACUCGGCCCGACGAAAUCGUACCCCUUCCGCCAUCCAAAGCCGGCAUGCAAGAAUUGAAGAGCAAUGGAGCAGCAGAUGGGCUUAGCACUGCACGGGAACCUUUGUAUGCUGCUACGGGGAUGUCUACGGCUGAGGACUUGUCGAAAGACACCGACUAUGAGAAUGACUUUCGCCAGCACAAGUUCCUGGAUCUCAAUCAACCCCUGAUGAAGCAAGUCUUUUUCGGCGGAUUCAGCAAGGCGUUCUACCUGGAGCAAGUUCACAGGCCUCGACACUACAAGGGUGGAGCAUCUGCGCCGCUGUUUGGUAACUUUCUUGAGCCGCUUAGCAAAACCCCUUGGUGGGUAGUGCCCUUGGUCUGGGUACCUCCGGUCAUUUACGGUACCCUCCUUUCGGCUGCAAACCUUUCCAGUCCCUUGGAGGCUGCCCUUUACUGGACCUCUGGUCUCUGUUUGUGGACGUUGGUCGAAUAUCUCAUGCAUAGAUUUCUCUUUCAUUUGGACGACCAUCUACCGGACAACAGGUUUUUUAUAACACUGCAUUUUACCCUCCACGGUAUUCAUCACUAUCUUCCCAUGGACAGGUAUCGCCUGGUGAUGCCACCGACAUUGUUCCUCGCACUUGCAACUCCUUUCUGGAAGCUAGCCCACGCUGUUUUCUUCUACAACUGGUAUGCCGCUACUGCAGUGUACUGUGGCGGUAUUUUCGGAUACAUUUGUUACGACCUUACCCACUAUUUCCUUCACCACCGGACACUCCCGGCUUACUAUCGCGAGUUGAAGAAGUAUCACCUUGCUCACCACUUUGCUGACUAUCAGCUUGGGUUCGGCGUAACUAGCAAAUUUUGGGACAGGAUCUUUGGCACGGAGCUGUCCGUUGGAGGCACAAAGACCAUGAAAAGUCAAUAAUUUUAUACCAGCUGGCUGGUAGAGGUUCAAGGUGGCUUUUGAAAAUGGCGUUUAUUGGAACGAUGCUCCCCCGGACAGUUGGAGCAUAGAAUUGUGUACUCAAUUGAGAAAAACCAGCAUUCAUCUCAAAUUUUUAUUUUUUCCUUUUCUGGUUUUGCUUUUUUCCGUUACCAACGCGUCAUGGCUGUCAACUGGUUGACAUUUAAUUAGGGAAGCAAGAUGUGACAUGUAUGCUAACUUAAGCUACUAUUCAUUAAUAUUAAUUGCAGUGCAGAUACCCAUGUACUGGC
Xylona heveae TC161 is the source of this 1697-nucleotide messenger RNA. RefSeq names its product Inositolphosphorylceramide-B hydroxylase. Bases 211 to 1407 code for a protein of 398 amino acids. Gene Ontology annotation, cellular component: membrane; endoplasmic reticulum. NCBI's taxonomy places the organism in Eukaryota, Fungi, Ascomycota, Xylonomycetes, Xylonales, Xylonaceae. Gene Ontology annotation, molecular function: iron ion binding; heme binding; fatty acid 2-hydroxylase activity. The transcript has 3 exons. Gene Ontology annotation, biological process: lipid biosynthetic process; fatty acid metabolic process. The record is from RefSeq and is a predicted model, not a curated record.